Rasamsonia emersonii CBS 393.64 is the source of this 990-nucleotide messenger RNA. RefSeq names its product D-mandelate dehydrogenase. The transcript is spliced from 2 exons. Gene Ontology annotation, molecular function: glyoxylate reductase (NADPH) activity; hydroxypyruvate reductase [NAD(P)H] activity; NAD binding. The coding region runs from base 1 to 990 and encodes 329 amino acids. Lineage: Eukaryota; Fungi; Ascomycota; Eurotiomycetes; Eurotiales; Trichocomaceae. Gene Ontology annotation, cellular component: cytosol. The record is from RefSeq and is a predicted model, not a curated record.
AUGACUUCAUCCAAGCCCGUCGUUCUCCACCUCGGCGAUCCGGUCAAGUACAACCUCGAUCUUUACGAACGCUUCGCCUCGCAAUUCACCAUCAUCCGGCCAUCAGAAGAGGAGCGACAACGCGAUGCCUUUAUGGCGGCGCUGAAGGAGAAGCGCUGGGGCGACUUUGACGCCAUCUUCCGGCCCUUCUGGAAUUCCGGAGGCGAGAUGGGUCGCUGGGACAGGGAGUUGGUGCCGCUGCUGCCGAAAUCCGUCAAGGUCUUUGCCAGAAUCCUCUACUGCAACGGCGCAACUGCCUCCUCCGAAGCCGUCGCCGACACGGCCAUCUUCCACAUCCUCGCCGUUUUCCGCAACUUCACCUGGUCGCAGCAGGCCGCGCGCUCGGGCGAUCCGGAGCAGUGGCUGGACGCGCAUCGAAACACGGCUCUGACGGCGUGGAAUCCGCGUGGCCGGGCCCUGGGCAUCAUCGGCCUGGGCAACAUCGGCUACACGAUCGCGCAGAAGGCCUACCGCGGUUUCGGCAUGAAGAUCUUCUACCACGACCUUGUGCGGAAGAGCGAGGAGCAGGAGAAAGCCGUCGAGGCGACGUUCUGCCCGUCCAAGGAGGACCUCGUCUCGCGCGUCGACUGCGUCGUUCUCGCGACGCCCUUCGGCGGCAAGGUGCUUGUCGACGCGGAGCUGUUGAAGCAUUUCCGGUCCGGGUCGCGCUUUGUCAACAUCGCCCGCGGCAAGCUGGUUGAUGAGGAGGCCCUGGUCGCAGCAUUGGAGUCGGGUCACCUCCUGGCGGCCGGUCUGGACGUCCAGGCCAACGAGCCCCAUGUCCAUCCCAAGAUGCCCCAGAUGCGCAACGUCGCGCUGACCUGCCACAACGCCGGCGGAGCCAUGGACACUCGUAUCGGAUUUGAGUGGCUGGCGAUGGAGAACGUCCUGCGGGUUUUGACGGGACAGGAGGCUCUGACGCCGGUCAACAAGCACCUGUUUCCGAAAUGA